Molecule: messenger RNA, 2851 nt
Organism: Sceloporus undulatus (fence lizard)
Lineage: Eukaryota; Metazoa; Chordata; Lepidosauria; Squamata; Phrynosomatidae
Gene: HEY2
Product: hes related family bHLH transcription factor with YRPW motif 2
Exons: 5
Coding region: 129-1142 (337 amino acids)
Biological process (GO): Notch signaling pathway; anterior/posterior pattern specification; regulation of transcription by RNA polymerase II
Cellular component (GO): nucleus
Molecular function (GO): protein dimerization activity; RNA polymerase II cis-regulatory region sequence-specific DNA binding; DNA-binding transcription factor activity, RNA polymerase II-specific
Source: RefSeq, a predicted model, not a curated record
GCUUGAGCGUGGGAAAGAAACGUUUAGCAGAGCCACAUUUGAUGGAGUGGCGCCGGCUGCGGAGGGAUUAAUCCUUUUGGGCGGCUGCAGCGCAGAGGAGCCCUCGCUUGGCCUCGCCUCUGGCCACCAUGAAGCGCCCCUGCGAGGAGGACACCACCUCAGACAGCGACAUGGACGAGACCAUCGACGUGGGCAGCGAAAACAAUUACUCCGGGCACAGUGCCAGUUCUGUGAUCCGAUCAAAUUCUCCUACGACAACAUCCCAGAUCAUGGCGAGGAAAAAAAGAAGAGGGAUUAUUGAGAAAAGGCGCCGUGAUCGUAUCAAUAACAGCUUAUCCGAACUGAGAAGACUCGUGCCAACUGCUUUUGAAAAACAAGGAUCUGCCAAAUUAGAAAAAGCAGAAAUCCUGCAAAUGACAGUGGAUCACUUGAAGAUGCUCCAGGCGACAGGCGGGAAAGGUUAUUUUGAUGCUCAUGCUCUCGCCAUGGAUUUCAUCAGUAUUGGUUUUCGAGAGUGUUUAACUGAAGUUGCAAGGUACCUGAGCUCAGUGGAAGGCCUUGAAUCAUCUGACCCCCUCCGGGUUCGACUCGUCUCUCAUCUCAGCACGUGUGCUUCUCAGAGGGAAGCGGCUGCAAUGACCUCCUCCAUGGCCCAUCAUCACCAUCCUUUACAUCCCCACCACUGGACUGCAGCUUUCCACCAUCUCCCUACGGCUUUGAUGCAGCAAAAUGGACUACAUUCCUCUGAUGUCUCCCCUUGCAGACUCUCAACGGCAUCAGAAAUGCCUCCCCAUGGUUCUGCUCUUCUCACAGCCACUUUUGCUCAUGCUGAUUCCACGCUUAGAGUGCCCACUGCUGGCAGCGUUGCUCCCUGUGUCCCACCACUCUCUACCUCGCUUCUCUCGCUCUCUGCUACUGUGCAUGCUGCAGCUGCAGCUGCAGCUCAGAGUUUCCCUUUGUCUUUUGCUGGAGCGUUCCCAAUGCUUCCACCAAGUGCGGCGGCAGCGGCGGCAGCAGUGGCAGCAGCAACAGCAAUCAGCCCACCGUUGUCCGUAUCGGCAACAGCAAGCCCUCAGCAAUCCAGCAGUAAUGGGAACAGUAAGCCUUACCGACCAUGGGGGACUGAAGUUGGAGCGUUCUGAAUUUUCUCUUCAUGACCCUUCCUGGAAGACUUCUGUAGUUACCACAUAAAGUGCUUCACAAAAGAGUGAAACCACUAUGUGGAUUCUCAAAGAACAGAUGACCAACAAUAUACCUAUUCUGCCUUAAGUCUGGCCAAAGUGAACACGAGAUAUUUCUUUCCUUGAAUUAGGCACUAUUCCAGACGUCAGAGAUCUUCGACAUGAUGACUCCCCUUGCUGCCAUGUAGACAUUACCUGAGAAAUAUGUAGACUGUAGAAUUAAUCCUCCUGCUAUGCCUUUUUAUUUGUCAGAGAGGUGGUGAAUUAUAUAACUGUUAAGAAAAACCGGAACACUAAGUCCAAAAUGUGUUAAGUGCCUGCUCGAAUGUUCCAAAUGUGUGGUGUGUUUGCAUGCAUGUUUAUGACUUUUCCUUUCUGAGGCAGACAGUAUUGUACAAAUAUGAAGAAGAUGCUGGAGAAAAACAUGUAGGGAUUUGGAAUCUUGUGAUGAGAUCCAGAAUAGAGAAAUAAUGUUCCUAAAAAAGUUACCCUGUAAGCCAGGCAGCCUUCAAAAUCACUGUGGUCUAAGCAAACUGACCAUGUCCAUGGUGACAGCUUAGCAGUAAGGAAACUGGUUGUUGAGUCUGCAUACAUAAAAGUUGAUCCUAUUGGUUUACUUUCAUUAUGCAGACUUAUCAAACAAUGAUAUGCAACAUCAUGAUAAAAACAUGUUUCUUUCCAGUGUUUGGCUGAACCAUCUACAAACCUUCUGGCAGUUCCGUUGAAGCUUACACUUAUACCCAAGUGUGCUUCUAUGAGAGUGUGAACAUCAGGAGAGUUUUUGGUUGGGUUGGGCAAAAUUUUUCAUGUCUUUGGAUGCCUUCCUUUGAGGGGUAACUGAAUGGUGGUGAUGGUUGCAGCUGAAGCCAACAGUGGACAGAUCAAGAGCCAAAAAUAGCAUAACCACCCCUUUCCCUGUCUCUUAUUGCAGUCUCUUUCUCUCCUUCUGCCCAUCCUUUCCAUCUGAUUGGGAUGCUGGGGAAGGGACAGAUUCUUCUUCCAGGGAUCUCCCUGCUGAGGACUUUUUAAAUUAGGGCAAGAGUUGCAUGCCUCAUUAAGACCACAGUUUGACUGCCCCUGUCCUACAUGAAUACAAACCAUUUUACAAAUAUUCACAGCUGACUUGUUUGGUUCCCUUUGCAAGCUAAAACCCAGCUUCCUCCUGACAGGAUGCAAAAUCUUUUUCCUCCCUUUUUAUUGUCAGCUGCUGGGUAUAGGCAUGAAUGAGUAGCUAUAAUAUAGUCAAUGGGAUCCUUUUGAUUGAUUUUGCCACUGCCAGAGUUUUUGUAUGGGUUUGAUUCACAACCCAAACCAAGUUGUUAAGGAUGUAAAUUAUUUUCUUACUACCAAAAUAAGCAGUGCAACAAAAAUAUUGUGCCUUUUUUUACAGCAACAUGAAAUAACAUGCAUUUUAAUUCAUUGACUUGAGAGCUAGAGAAUUUAUGUUGGGAACAAGUCGGUUAAAAGCACAGCAUGUAUUACUAUGCACUUCAUUUCUCUGCUGUGUGGAGAAAGCAAUAAACAUUGUGAAUGUUAAACAUUAUGCAAAAUAUACUUUGAAAUAUUUGUUUUAAAAAUACUGUUUCUAAUUGGGAGAAUGGAGAGAUUGUUCAUUAUUUUGUUAUUCUUUUUUUCUAUGCAAAAGCCUUUACAUAUCACUAAUUAAAGGA